AGACAAGGGAAUUGGAUGGCAAUGAACACCAUGUCUUCUCUCUUUGCAAGUCUCUCCUUCUCCUUCUUCUUUCUCUUAGUGCAGUCGCAAGCUCGUGGCCUUGGUCGGGUUGCACCGGCCUUGUACGUUUUUGGAGACUCGGUCAUGGACCCAGGCAACAACGUCUUCUUAAAUACCCGGGUGAAAGUAAAUUUCACACCUUAUGGCAUUGAUUUUCCGGGUGGACCAACGGGAAGAUUCACCAAUGGCUACACCAUUGCUGAUUUCUGGUAUAAAUGGUCCAAUAAACGGUCUCACAAACCCGUUCCAUUGCCAUACUUGCAUCCUCUCAGUAAGGAGAAGUCAAAUACCAAAGGUUUCAACUAUGCGUCUGGAACAGCCGGUAUCCUCCCUAAUACCAGCUGUAACAUUGGGGAGAACUUGCCACUGGGGCAACAAGUCAAGUUAUUUAAAGAAACUGUUGAGCAAUACUUGCCAUCUUUGGGAGCUUACAAUAACAGAGCCGAGCUCUCAAAUGCCUUGUCAAAGUCUAUUUUUGUGGUUUGUAUGGGCAGCAAUGACUACAUAAAUUAUCUCGAACCCGGGUCCAACACAAGCAAAUUAUAUAAUGCAGAGCAAUUUGGGGAAUUCCUUGUGAACGAAUUAGGCAACCAUUUGCAGGAAUUGUACAAUUUGGGAGCAAGGAAAUUUGUAGUGUUUGAAAUCGCUCCACUCGGUUGCUUGCCGGAUGUUAUUGACAAAACCAAACCGUCGACAAUAUGCGAUGAGCAGAUAAAUGGUUUGGUGUCAAUUUUCAAUACCAAACUUGGAGUUAAACUUAACGAACUUAAGUCCAUUCUCAACGGCCCAACAUUCGUCACUGCAAAAUCUUACCGAUUCAUUCACAACAUCAUCCACGCUCCCCUUCACCAUGGGUUUAGUGAUUCAAGGCAGCCGUGUUGUGCUUCGGAAAUCGAUGGGAGUGGAGAUUGCAAACCAGGAACAGUGCCUUGCCAAGGUAGAGAUUCUCAUGUAUUUUGGGAUAGAGUGCAUCCAACAGAGGCACUAUACAAGCGCAUUGCAAGUGAAUGUUUCAAUGGAAAAGGCCUUUGCUCUCCCAUGAACAUAAUCCAACUUGCUGGGAAACUUUGAGAUGACAUAUACGAGAGUUCGCGAUGGAUACUUACCCAUGUGGUCGAAUGGCAUCCGGGUUGGCAAGAUCUCUCAACGCUGUUGAAUUUUGAUGCCCGUUGAUGACAUCUACGCUUGUGCUACGUGCCUUUGGAUCUUUGACCAAUGUAGUUAA
Messenger RNA from Rhododendron vialii, 1285 nucleotides. RefSeq names its product GDSL esterase/lipase 7-like. Bases 16 to 1131 code for a protein of 371 amino acids. The transcript has 5 exons. The record is from RefSeq and is a predicted model, not a curated record. NCBI's taxonomy places the organism in Eukaryota, Viridiplantae, Streptophyta, Magnoliopsida, Ericales, Ericaceae. Gene Ontology annotation, molecular function: hydrolase activity, acting on ester bonds.